Nerophis ophidion (straightnose pipefish) is the source of this 5781-nucleotide messenger RNA. It is a transcript of the gene elmo2, whose product is annotated as engulfment and cell motility 2. Bases 532 to 2703 code for a protein of 723 amino acids. The record is from RefSeq and is a predicted model, not a curated record. Lineage: Eukaryota; Metazoa; Chordata; Actinopteri; Syngnathiformes; Syngnathidae. The transcript has 23 exons. Gene Ontology annotation, biological process: cell motility; actin filament organization.
GUAGAGCGGAGGACUGUAGAGGCUCGAUGCUGGAAUCCUUAGGUCGCUGGUUCAAAUCCGGCUCGAAGGAAUUUUUAUUCAACCCAAAAGACGAUUAUUGUUUUAAUUUUUAUUUUAUUUUAUUUUUUUAAGUAGUCUGACCCAGCAUAAACUUAUAUUUGUGUCCGCUGCAUUAAAGGACGAUGUUGGCACUGGCAGCCUGUGACAUUUGCGUGGCGUCCCGCCUCCAAGGUCUUGGAGGAGUGUCCGCCGCUGCUUGAAGUGUUUCUCCGGAGAAAGGGAGAUGCUUCUCGGCCUCAUCGAUGGACCAGCCGCCGGUGAGUAAACAUCGACGAGGGGAAACUUCCAUCGUUAAUAGUUCAUUAGCACGCCGAGCCGGGGAGAACGACAAAGACGGAGAGACUACUCCAUGCCAGCAAUGGAGGACAAUCGGGGAACUGACGCCGUGGCUUCUGGAGUAGAACUGUGAGAGACCCGCCAGCCCUCCCACGCGUCUCCUUCAGGUGGCGACGGCGAGCGAAGAAGGCCGCCAUGCCCCCUCCCGCCGACGUGGUGAAAGUGGCCAUCGAGUGGCCCGGUGCCAAUGCUCAGCUCAUCGAGAUAGACCAGAAAAGGCCGUUGGCGUCAAUCAUUCGAGAAGUGUGUGACGGGUGGUCUUUGUCGGGCGCAGAACAGUUUGCUCUGCGAUAUGCUGACGGUCCUCAGCUUUAUAUCACUGAACAGAGCCGCGGGGACAUCAAGAACGGGACCAUCCUUCGCUUAGCCAUUUCUCCUGCUCGUGCUGCUCGUCAGCUGCUGGAGCGAAUCCAGUCCCACGGGAUUGACGCCCGUUUGGAGGCUCUCAAGGAGCUGGCCAAGCUGUCGGCAGACCCCACGUUUGCCGCCGAGUUCAUCAACAUGGAGGGCAUCGGAACCCUGGCCCGCUUGGUGGAGAGUGGCACACACUUUGGGGAGAUGUUGGCGUUCACCCUGACUGCCUUCCUGGAGCUGAUGGACCACAGCAUCGUGUCCUGGGAUCUUAUCUCGCUGUCCUUCAUCAAGCAGAUUGCAGGAUACGUGAACCAGCCCAUGGUGGACGUGUCCAUCCUGCAGCGGUCCCUGGCCAUCCUGGAGAGCAUGGUUCUCAACAGCCACAGUCUUUACCACCGAGUGGCCCAGGAGAUCACCGUGGGACAACUCAUCGGGCACCUGCAAGUGUCAAACCAGGAGAUUCAGACCUACGCCAUCGCACUCAUCAAUGCUCUUUUCCUCAAGGCGCCCGAGGACAGGCGGCAGGGGGAGUACUCCAACCCGCUGGAGCAGCACCUGACUGAAAUGGCGAGCACUUUGGCCCAGAAGCACCUGCGAUCCAUUAUACUUAACCAUAUCGUCAGAGGGAAUCGACCAAUCAAAGCAGAGAUGGCCCAUCAGCUGUACGUGCUCCAGGUCUUGACCUUCAACCUUUUGGAGGAGCGGAUGAUGACCAAAAUGGACCCCAACGACCAGACUCAGAGAGACGUCAUUUUUGAGCUGCGGAGGAUUGCCUUUGAUGGAGAAAAUGACCCCACCGGUACGGAGAAAAGAAAGGCCUUGUACGCCAAGGAUUACAAGAUGCUGGGUUUCAUGAACCACUUGAACCCUGCAAUGGACUUCACUCAGACACCCCCUGGGAUGUUGGCUCUGGACAACAUGCUGUACCUGGCCAAGGUCCACCAGGACACCUACAUCCGGAUCGUCCUGGAGAACAGCAGUCGCGAGGACAAGCACGAAUGUCCCUUCGGCCGCUGCGCUAUCGAGCUCACCCGGGUCCUCUGUGAGAUCCUCCAAGUUGGAGAACUGCCCAACGAAGGCUGCAACGACUACCAUCCCAUGUUCUUCACCCAUGACCGGGCGUGGGAGGAGUUCUUCUGCGUCUGCAUUCAGCUGUUGAAUAAGACCUGGAAGGAGAUGAGGGCCACUGCUGAGGACUUCAACAAGGUGAUGCAGGUGGCCCGGGAGCAGAUCACCAGAGCCCUGGCCAUGAAGCCCUCGUCUUUGGACCAACUGAAGAACAAGCUGCGCGGCCUCAGCUACUCAGAGAUACUCCGGCUCCGACAGUCGGAGAGAAUGAGCCAGGAUGACUUCCAGUCCCCGCCCAUCAUCGAGCUGCGAGAGAGAAUCCAGCCGGAGAUCCUGGAGCUCAUCAAGCAGCAGCGGCUCAAUCGGCUGUGCGAGGGCAGCUGUUUCCGGAAAGUGGGGAACCGCCGCAGGCAAGAGAAGUUUUGGUUCUGCAGACUCUCUCUGAACCACAAAGUGCUGCACUAUGGCGACCUGGACGAGUCGCCUCAGGGCGAGGUGCCUUUGGAGAUGCUCAGCGACAAGAUCCCGGUUUGUGACAUCAAGUCCGUGGUGACCGGGAAGGACUGCCCUCAUAUGAAGGAGAAAAGUGCUCUGAAACAAAACAAGGAGGUGCUGGAGUUGGCCUUCUCCGUCCUCUACGAUCCCGACGAGACUCUCAACUUUGUUGCGCCAAACAAGUAUGAGUACUGCGUCUGGACGGACGGCCUGUGCGCGCUGCUGGGCAGAGAGAUGGGCAGCGACUUGACCCGCAGCGACCUGGACACGCUCAUCAGCAUGGAGAUGAAGCUCCGCCUCCUGGACCUGGAGAACAUCGCCAUCCCGGAGGCCCCGCCCCCAGUUCCCAAGGAGCCCAGCUCGUACAACUUCACGUACAAUUACAGCUGAGGUGUUUUGAUUGUAAAAGGCCGAGAAUGUGGGCGUGGGCUGCAUUCUCAAGUGCCGUACUCUCCGGGGCUAUAGAACGCACCAGUGGUUAAGCCACACCCACUAAACUUAGAAUAAACAUAUAUGUUUACAUAUCUUAGCCACACUAGAUUUUAAGCCGGUACGAAACAGUUCAUAAAUCUUUAUUUACAUACCUGAAAUGGUUUCCAAACUGUGUCUGCAACAAGGCAGUAAAACGGCUGAUCAGACAAAACAGAAGUCAUCAUUAAUGACCCACUAGCUACAGAAGCUAGCCCUCCAAUCAUCUAAACAGACUCAAUAACUCCACGGUGACGCUUUUGUGAAUUUACCGAGGAACUUUGUGAAACUGAAACAAUCCGAAAAGUAAACGUGUUAGCAUGUCCGCUAUCUGCUUGAUUACAUUACGACAGCACGUCCAAUUGGCCAUGAAAACACUCUGACAGAGAUCCCACAUGGGACGUUUUAGUAAGUAGGAAUUGUUUUAGUUCUAUUGUAAAACUUACAAACGUCGCCGGGAGCCAUGAAUUGGAUAACACAUACCAGCAGAAACACCACGGACGGUUAUAAACAGAAAGUCCAUUUCUAACUUGCAUCCGAAACAAAAACACAGCUUUUUCAGCAUCGCCGUUUUAUGAAAGCUAUUUGUCGAGUACAAAACAUCAUGGGUGUUAGCGAAGGAAAAAACAGUAAAUUAGCCGCACCGUUUUAUAAGCCGCAGGAUUCAAAGCGUGGGGGAAAAUAGUAGCGACUUAUAGUCCGGAAAAUACGGCAGUUUCUUUUAAACUUGCUUUUUUUGUUGCUUACAAUGCUUUUUAUGACUAGUCCACAUCAUCUGAGCCGUGUGGGCGUGUUCCACACUUUUAUCUCCACUUCCCACCUCUUUUUAGUAUUAGUAUAUUAUUGUUAUUAUAUAUAUAUAUAUAUAUAUAUAUAUGUAUAUAUAUAUAGGCGCCAGCGCCCCCCGCGACCCCGAAAGGGAAUAAGCGGUAGAAAAUGGAUGGAUGGAUGGAUAUAUAUAUAUAUAUAUAUAUAUAUAUAUAUAUAUAUAUAUAUAUAUAUAUAUAUAAUCAUAAAAAUAUAAUAUUAUAAUUAUUGUUAUUAUUACUGUUAUUGUUAUUAUUAUUAUUAGUGGUAUUAUUAUCAUUAAUAUUAUUAUUAUCAUCAUUAUUAAUAUUAACCUCUUUUUAGUAUUAGUAUAUUAUUGUUAUUAUAUAUAUAUUAUUAUUAUAAAAAAUAUGAUAUAAUUAUUGUUAUUAUUAGUGUUAUUAUUAUUAGUGUUAUUACUAUCAUUAUUAUUGUUAUUAUCAUCAUUAUUAAUAUGAAUAAAAACAAUAAUAGUAGCAUCAUUUUUUGUAUUAUUAUUAUUUAUAUUACUGUUAUUAUUACUAUUACUAUUUUUGUUAUUGUUUUUAUUUGUGUUACUAUUGUUAUUGGUAACAUUAUUUGUGUCAUUAUUGUUAUCAUUAUUAAUAUUACUGAUAAUAACAACAAUAAUUAUAAUAGUAACAUUAUUAUUAUUAGUGUUAUAUUAUUACCAUUGUUAUUAUUAGUAUCAUUAUUAUUAUCAUUAUUUAUUAUCAUUCUUAUUAAUAAAAAACAACAAUAAUGAUAAUAGUAUCAUUAUUUUUACUAUUAUUAUUACUAUCAUUAUUAUUGUUAUUAUCAUUAUUAAUAUGAAUAAAAACAAUAAUAGUAGCAUCAUUUUUUGUAUUAUUAUUAUUAUUUAUAUUACUGUUAUUAUUACUAUUACUAUUUUUGUUAUUGUUUUUAUUUGUGUUACUAUUGUUAUUGGUAACAUUAUUUGUGUCAUUAUUGUUAUCAUUAUUAAUAUUACUGAUAAUAACAACAAUAAUUAUAAUAGUAACAUUAUUAUUAUUAGUGUUGUAUUAUUACCAUUGUUAUUAUUAGUAUCAUUAUUAUUAUCAUUAUUUAUUUUCAUUCUUAUUAAUAAAAAACAACAAUAAUGAUAAUAGUAUCAUUAUUUUUACUAUUAUUAUUACUAUCAUUGUUAUUAUUAGUAGUAUUGUUAUCAUUAUUAUUAUUAUUAAUAACAAUAAUAAUAGUAUCAUUAUUAUUAUUAUUAUUAGUAUCAUUAUUAUUAUAAAAUAACAAUAAUACAAAUGGUAUCAUUAUUAUUAUUAUUAUCACUGUUAUUAUUUUUAUUAGCAUCAUUAUUUUUAUUAUUAAUAAUGAUAAUAAUAUCAUUAAUAUUAUUAUUAUUAACACUAAUAUAAUUAUUAUUACUACUACUGUUAUUAUUAUCAUUAUUAUUAUUGUUAUAAUUAUUAUAUUAUUAUUACAAUUUAUUCCAUUAUUAUUAUUAUUAUUAUGACUAUUAUUAUUAUUAUUAUUAUAAUCAUUAUUAUUUGUAUUAUUAUUUCCAAACACCGACAGCGAGACUUCUAUUAUUGGAACCUCUUUUCUUUCAUCAAAACCUUCAUCACAAACAUAAUUUUGUUACCUGUAGUAAAACAUAAAUCCUAAUAAUGUCAUGAUUCCAACCGCAAGCAGUGAAGAAGAGGUUGUACAUUUCAACUCGUGUUUAUAUGGAUAUUACGUACUGUAAGUAUUUCUAGAGAUGUAUUUAAACAAAAAGUGCUGAUUGUUCCGCAACCAGUCAGCGUUAAAAACUGGUUCAUGUUGUUUGAAAUAUUUAAAAAGUGGAUAUUUACCUGAGUUGUGUCGUGAUGAUGUCAAGGUCCUCAUCUUUGCAGACUCUUCGAGUGGGAAGAAGUCAUCCCAAGCACGGUAAGAACACGUUGGAUCAAUGAUGUCAUUCGGAAUAGAAUUCUAUUUUUGUAAACCCUGGUACACUGUGAGAAGAAGGCGUAACAUGACUUUUGCUGUGCUAAAUGUCGCGUAAUGUUUCGGAAAUAUUGAAUAAUCUGGGCUGCUAACCUGCGUCGUCGUGCUUUUAUAUUUGUGACGGUGAAGAAGUGGCUAGCGGGGAGGGGACCUGGCAUUUUGGACAAAUAAAACAUCUAAAUAUGUGCAGUGUGUAUAUAUGCUGUUGUAUUGCAGUUUUGUGUCAAUAAAUGUCAAAUAUUUACACUGUAA